AUGGAGAGAGAAAAGCCCAGCGACCAACAUCGCACCCUCGUUUCACGCGCACUUCUUCCAUCAGUGGGAAAGCAUUGGAUAAGAGAGAUGAUCAUCAACGUGAAGGAAUCCACGAUGGUGCGGCCGGCGGAGGAGGUGGAGCGGCGGGUGGUGUGGAACUCCAACGUGGACCUGGUGGUGCCGAAUUUCCACACGCCCAGCGUCUACUUCUACAGACCGAACGGCGCGCCCAACUUUUUCGAGGGGAAGGUUCUGAAGGAGGCAUUGAGCAAGGUACUGGUGCCGUUCUACCCAAUGGCUGGGAGGCUUCGGCGAGACGAAGACGGCCGCGUGGAGAUUGACUGCGAUGGUCAAGGGGUGCUCUUCGUUGAGGCGGAGACCUGUUCCGUCAUCGACGAUUUCGGGGACUUUGCACCUACCCUCGAGCUCCGGCAGCUCAUCCCCGCCGUGGAUUAUUCACAAGGGAUCGAAACCUAUCCCCUCUUGGUAUUACAGGUUACACGUUUCAAAUGUGGAGGGGCAUCACUUGGAGUUGGUAUGCAACAUCAUGCAGCAGAUGGGGCCUCAGGGCUACACUUCAUCAAUACAUGGUCCGAUGUGGCUCGUGGCUUGGAUGUUUCUAUUCCACCCUUCAUUGAUAGGACAAUACUUCGUGCCAGAGAUCCACCUCGACCUGCUUUUGAUCACAUCGAAUACAAGCCCCCACCAGCCAUGAAGACUCAACAACCCACUAAACCGGGCACAGACUCAGAUAGUGCAGCUGCUGCUGUAUCUAUUUUCAAACUGACACGUGACCAGCUCAACACCCUCAAAGCCAAGUCCAAAGAAGAUGGGAACACAAUCAACUACAGCUCUUAUGAGAUGUUGGCAGGUCACGUGUGGAGAAGUGUAUGCAAAGCAAGAGCACUUCCUGAUGAUCAAGAGACCAAAUUGUACAUUGCAACUGAUGGAAGGUCAAGGCUGCAACCUUCUCCCCCACCAGGUUACUUUGGCAAUGUGAUCUUCACAACCACACCUAUAGCCGUGGCAGGUGAUCUCAUGUCAAAACCAACAUGGUAUGCUGCAAGCCGAAUCCACGAUGCAUUGCUACGAAUGGACAAUGAAUAUUUGAGAUCCGCUCUUGACUAUCUAGAGCUGCAACCUGAUCUGAAAGCUCUGGUUCGAGGGGCACACACUUUCAAAUGCCCAAAUCUUGGCAUCACUAGCUGGACCAGGCUUCCAAUCCAUGAUGCUGACUUUGGUUGGGGAAGGCCCAUAUUCAUGGGACCUGGUGGGGUUGCAUACGAGGGGCUAUCUUUCAUAAUUCCAAACGCAACCAAUGACGGGAGCUUAUCUGUGGCAAUAGCUCUGCAGCCCGAGCAUAUGAAGGUGUUUAAGGAAUACUUGUAUGAUAUUUGA
This is a messenger RNA of Sphenostylis stenocarpa, 1398 nucleotides long. The record is from the annotation of a GenBank genome assembly. Lineage: Eukaryota; Viridiplantae; Streptophyta; Magnoliopsida; Fabales; Fabaceae.